GUCAAUGUUAAGAAUUUUUUGGGUUAAACUUAAUUCUCAAAAUUAAAUAUUUUUUUUUUUCAGUUUCUCUUAUUCUAUUAGAGAUUGUAGUCCUUAAUAGGCUCAUAACCUUUCUUAUUUUUGGAAAUUCAACAUAACUAGUUAAACCGUCCAUUUCUUUCCUCUUUGUGAACAUGUUUGACCAUUUCAUUACUUCACCUUUCUUCCCUCUCUAUCUUUCCUUUCAAAAGAAAAAAGGUCAAAGAAACCUUCAUCCAAAUUUCAUACCAAGUUCAAGAACAAUCAUGACUUCGAAGAAAGAAUCAGAGGAUUCAAUUACAACCAAAGAAGAGUCAAGAAAAUGGAUGCUUGAAGGCAUUCGUGUUGAUAGAUUGGAAGAUGUACCUCUAAACAAUGAUCAUCAAACAACCAUUCCUAACAAUGUUAACAAUGUACCUUCACCUUCCGAAAGGUUUUCGAGCACUUUUUCUAUUGGGAUACCUGUUAGCAGGAAUCAAAGUACUUCAUCCACUCAUGAUGCAGGAUAUCAAAGGAACUCAAGUGCCUCCUUAGGGCAAGCCAUGAGUAGGAUUGGUUCCAAGAUGCAAUCUUUCAGAAGACUCAUGAGCAGUGCUAGGAAGAGAAGUGCUGGGCCACCAAACAUUCCUAGGAUGCAGAGGACCACCUCUUCUGCCACGAAAGGGCUUCAAAGUCUACGGUUCCUUGAUCAAACAACUGCUGGAAAUGAAAAUGAUUCUUGGAAAUCCAUUGAGAGGCGUUUUAACCAACAUGCCAUUAAUGGGAAACUCCCUAAAGAUAAAUUUGGUGUCUGUGUAGGGAUGGGUGAUACAAAGGAAUUUGCAAUGGAAGUGUUUGAUGCAAUAGCAAGACGAAGAGGAAUAAGCACAGAAAAUGGGAUUACCAAGGAUGAGCUAAAAUUGUUUUGGCAAGAAUUGACUAGUGGAGAUCUUGAUUCUCGGCUUCAGAUAUUCUUUGAUAUGUGUGACAAGAACGGGGAUGGGAAACUAUCAGAGGAAGAGGUAAAAGAGAUCAUAGCAUUGAGUGCCUCUGCGAAUAAGCUUGGAAAACUUAAGGAGCAAGCAACAACAUAUGCUAGUUUGAUCAUGGAAGAGCUUGAUCCAGAUCAUCUAGGUUACAUAGAGAUAUGGCAGUUGGAGGUUUUAUUAAGGGGAUUGGGAGCUUCUGAUGAUAACACCAAGUUGAACAAGAAAACACAAUCCCUAGCAAAAGCAAUGAUCCCAAGAAGAUACAGAAAUCCAAUAAGCAAAUACUUAACAAUGACAUCAGAUUUCCUAAAUGAUUACUGGAAGAGAAUAUGGGUGAUUUCAGUAUGGUUAUUCAUAAACUUGUUCCUUUUUUAUUGGAAAUUCUAUGAAUUCUAUGGGUCAAGCACAUACCAAAUCACAGGAUUUUGUGUCUGCAUUGCCAAGGGUUCUGCUGAGGCACUUAAGUUUAACAUGGCUCUCAUCCUACUCCCAGUAUGCCGACGAACUCUUACUAAGCUCAGAGAAUCAUUUCUCAACAAAUUAAUCCCUUUUGAUGACAAUAUAAACUUCCAUAAGUUAAUAGCCUUGGUAAUAGCAAUUUGGACUGCCAUACAUACCAUAAUGCACCUUGUCUGCAAUUAUCCAAAACUGUCUUCAUGCCCCAGGGAUAAAUUCAUGGCAUUUGUUGGUCCUGUCUUUGGCCACAAGCAGCCAAGUUAUGGGGACCUAAUGUAUAAUACAGUAGGCAUUACUGGGGUUCUUAUGAUCAUCAUAAUGGGAUUUUCAUUCACACUAGCGACACACUCUUUUAGAAGGAACGUCAUCAAGUUACCAUGGCCGCUUAACAAUUUGGCUGGCUUCAAUGCCUUCUGGUAUGCUCACCAUUUGUUAGUCUUGGCUUAUGUCCUCCUGAUCUUGCAUGGUUACUUCCUCAUGCUCCCAAAACCUUGGUAUUUGAAAACGGCAGUGAUAUAUAGUGGAAAUGUUCUGGCAUUGUACAUGACAAAGCCUCCAGGAUUUAAGUACAAAAGUGGGAUGUAUCUGUUUGUCAAGUGUCCAGAUUUAUCAGGUUUUGAAUGGCAUCCCUUCUCAAUCACUUCUGCUCCAAAAGAUGACUACUUGAGUGUCCAUAUUCGAACCCUGGGAGACUGGACUACAGCACUCAGGAAAAUAUUCGCAAAGGUCUGUGAGCCUCUAACUGUGGAACCAAAACGAGGAAACCUAAUGAGAAUGGAAACUAGAGAUAUCAGAAAAUCAAACUCAGAAAAAGACAAUACAGAAGCAGUAGCAAUGUUUCCUCAAAUCUUCAUCAAGGGACCGUAUGGAGCCCCAGCUCAAGAUUAUAAGAAGUAUGACAUUCUUUUGCUAAUUGGCCUGGGAAUUGGGGCAACCCCAUUCAUUAGCAUCAUCAAAGAUCUUUUGAGCCACAUCAAGCCCGGAGGGCCCUUGACUGUGAGUCCAGUAGAAAAUAAAAUGCCAGUUUGCAUGGCAACAUGUGAUCAGGGUUGUUUUACUAUUAAAUCAAGACCUACACUCCUACCACUGGAUCAAGACUCUGUUAUGUCUUCCAUCAAGCCCAAGAAAAGGUACCCUCAAAGAGCCUACUUCUAUUGGGUUACUAGAGAACAAGGGUCCUUCGAAUGGUUUAAAGGCGUCAUGAAUGACAUUGCAGAGUUUGAUAAAAAUAAAGUCAUAGAGAUGCAUAACUACUUGACAAGUGUGUAUGCGGAAGGAGAUGCCCGAUCAGCACUGAUACAAAUGGUGCAAAAGAUUCAGCAGGCCAAAAAUGGACUUGAUAUCUUCUCAGAGAGUCGAAUAACAACCCAUUUCGCUAGACCCAACUGGAGGAAAGUUUUCUCAGGAUUGGCUAAUACCCAUCAAUCUUCUCGAAUAGGUGUGUUCUACUGUGGAAGUGCUACACUUACAAAACCAUUAAAGAAACUUUGCAAAGAAUUCAACUUAGAAUCGUCAACAAAGUUCCAAUUUCAUAAGGAGAACUUCUAAAAUUAAAUCAACAACUCCCAUUUUGAAUAUACUUGGGGUUUUUCAAAUUUUAAAACUGUACAGAUCAAUUCACACACUCUGCACGUAUAUUACUUUCAACACAAGAAAUUAAAGUCAAAACCAUUUUUCUGCAUUUCUCUUUUUUGUACUUAUUUUCGUUUAAGUUUUGUCACGAAAUUAUAAACAGUAGUUUGCUGG
Molecule: messenger RNA, 3188 nt
Organism: Rubroshorea leprosula
Lineage: Eukaryota; Viridiplantae; Streptophyta; Magnoliopsida; Malvales; Dipterocarpaceae
Source: the annotation of a GenBank genome assembly